Molecule: messenger RNA, 1682 nt
Organism: Gambusia affinis (western mosquitofish)
Lineage: Eukaryota; Metazoa; Chordata; Actinopteri; Cyprinodontiformes; Poeciliidae
Gene: gja13.1
Product: gap junction protein alpha 13.2
Exons: 2
Coding region: 177-1028 (283 amino acids)
Biological process (GO): cell communication
Cellular component (GO): connexin complex
Source: RefSeq, a predicted model, not a curated record
GACGUUACGUGACAUAAAGGCCAGAUGUAUGUUGCGUAAGUUGAUUCCUCAUGAGUGCUGCUGUCCUCACGCAGCACAAAACUCCAAGGUCCAAACAUAGUUAGUGAUUCUUGUCCGGCAGAGACAGUCCUUCCUGACCAGGUCAGCAGAUUAGAGCCUGAACAGCCUCAGUAAAGAUGGGAGACUGGGGGAUUUUGUCCACCUUGCUGGAGCAAGUCCAGUCCCACUCCACUGUGAUCGGGAAGAUCUGGAUGAGCGUCCUCUUCCUGUUCCGGAUCAUGGUGCUGGGAGCGGGCGCCGAGAGCGUCUGGGGCGACGAGCAGUCAGACUUCGUCUGCAACACCCUGCAGCCCGGUUGUGAGAACGUCUGCUACGACUGGACCUUCCCCAUUUCGCACAUCCGAUUCUGGGUCCUGCAGAUCCUCUUCGUGUCCACGCCGACGCUCAUCUACCUGGGCCACGCCAUGCACGUCAUCCAGCAGGAGAAGAAGCUGAGGGAGGCGCUGGCGAGUCCGGACGGGCCGCGGAAACUCAAGCAGCCCAAAUACAGCGACGAGAAGGGACACGUAAAGAUCAAGGGGAACCUGCUGGGCAGCUACCUGACCCAACUCAUCUUCAAGAUCAUCAUCGAGGCCGGCUUCAUUGUGGGACAGUACUACCUGUACGGCUUCUACAUGGUCCCCAUGUUCCCCUGCCAGAAGAAGCCGUGUCCCUUCACCGUGGAGUGUUACAUGUCCCGGCCCACCGAGAAGACCAUCUUCAUCCUCUUCAUGCUGGUGGUGGCCUGCGUCUCCCUCCUCCUAAACGUCAUCGAGUUGUUCUACCUGAUGGUCACCAGGUGUGGGUCCAAGCGCCGCACCCAAAGGGUCACGUCGGCAGAGAACCCCGCCAGCCUGUCGGGCCCCAGGUGGCCGACGACGGAGGACACGUUGAGGCAGAACAAGGGGAACAUGGAGCUGGAGAACCACAGCGUGGGAGGCAGCCUGGACGGAGCCAAAGAGGAGAAACGGCUCCUGAGCGGACAUUAGCUUGUUUUCCAUACCUUCAAGAGACUCGAACCAGAGUGUUCGUUCAAAGAAAGUCAUUGUGUGAUCGUGCAUAUUGUAUACUAACAAAAAUCACCAUAAAUAUCCAACGAGAAGAGUCACACUAGCUGUAUUUCCAUUACAAGUGAGCGCAAAACUUUGUUGAUAUUCCGCUUGAUUUUGCAAUUAAAAUCACACAAAUAAGUCAUUAAAAAACAUGCUGCUCCAUUAUCCACCUGCCACUUCCUGUUGUCUUCUUCAUUGUUUCUGGCAGUAGUAACAUUUAGUUUAUGAUCACAUGAUUUCUGUGAUGCAAAACAAAUGUUUCCGAUACAGUUUUGCUAAACACAAUAUUUUUUAAAUUGACAAAUUUAUUUUAGUAAUUCCAAUUCACUCUGUCAUAUGGUCAAUGGAAAUGCAGCUAUUGAUGAAUUUUUCUUCUUGUUUUAACUUGAAAUCUACGAAUAGAAGUGUGCAAUACUGAUUUUAUUUAUACUAGUGACUGAAAGCGUGAGAAGUUUGUUUAGUGUGUUCUUUGUGUGUUUGUGACACAGAUCUUUUCCAUUAAAAGAUGCUUCCUGUACUAUGAUUACGAUGAUUGUAGCAGAGAUAUUUUUGUAUGGCUUUAUCUCUUUCUAAUAAAUGAUUGAAACUGAA